Messenger RNA from Ooceraea biroi (clonal raider ant), 7357 nucleotides. RefSeq names its product neural cell adhesion molecule 2. Lineage: Eukaryota; Metazoa; Arthropoda; Insecta; Hymenoptera; Formicidae. Gene Ontology annotation, molecular function: protein binding. The record is from RefSeq and is a predicted model, not a curated record.
UCGGCUGGCUCGCGGCGGCGGUGGUGGUGGCGGCGACGGCAGCAACGACGCGUCGGUGGCGGCACCAGUGGUGGCCGCAGCAGGUGAACGGCGGUGUGCGGCGGCCGCACACGGUUCGGCCCAAUACAGUCGUGGAGGGAGUGCGAAAUCACGCUGACGCCGUGAGUGGCGCGCAUCACGUCGCCGUCGUGCUUGAAGCGCUGGAACGCGCCGAUCGAACGUGUCAUCGAGGACGCGAGUGAACGUUCGGACGAAGAGGAAAAAGUAGAAGAAAAAAAAGAGGGAAGAAAAGGCCGCGUGUCCGAGUGGGUUGCGAGAGUUCCGCUCCGAGGGGGUUCCUCCGUGGCGAAGUUAAAGAAUCGGCGCCGGAAGAAGCGCGGGCAAAAUAAGCGACGAGAUGCCGGACUGGCGCCGGAUCGGGAAUCUGUAGUAAGAACCAUGUGAAAAACAGAGUGUUGGUUAAUAUACAAGAAGAAGAAGAAGAAAGGGUGAAGAAGUGUAAGGAGAUAAGUGGUACCGAGACGCGCGAGGCGAUCGGAUAUCGCGGGCCGACGAUGUGAACCCGGCGACGGAGAACCGUCGCGCGAUCGCCGAUCUACAAUCAUCAAUUUCCGGUAUCGUGCUCCAUCCGUAUUAUGUACAGAGGCCUCGAACCUCCGAGUUUAGUCCAGCGCCGUCUCUUUCAGCCUCGUUGCUGCUUCCCGGCUUCUUGUGUGACACGUCGCCAAUCUUGAUAUCCGCGCGCGGCUCGUCCGAGUGACCGAUCGCUCGUUUACCCUCGAGAACACCCGCCGACGAAGGGGAGGAUGAGCGAUAAUCGGCAAUCGCGUCAUCCGGAUUCCGGACUCAACUGAGAGCAUUCCGGAAGAGGAAACAGAGGGGUAGUCCGCCGUUAGAUCAGUGUGCGUUUAGACAGUGUGGGUGGAUGUACGCCAACGACGUUCCCUGGUGAUCGGUGUUGCUAUGAUCGUGCCGCGUUGGUCUCGUCACGUGGAACGAUCAUGAUUUACUUUAGGCCGCACGACGGGAGGAGUCUGCGGUGCAACGCGUACGCGAGACACUUGAACGUGCUCGUCGUGCCGCUCUUUCCGCUCUGGAUUAUCGGCGCGUUCUGCGUGAAGGACGUACCCAUAUCACACAUCGUGGCACUGGCUGGAGAUCCCACCUAUCUUCCCUGCGACAUAUCAACCACUGACGAGGGGGACUCGGUGCAUCUUGUGCUCUGGUAUCGCGAGGAUCUCGGUACAUCAGUUUACAGCGUCGAUGCCAGGGACCGGGCGGUGUCGAUGGCCGAGAAAUGGUCGGACGAUUCUGUAUUUUCGAAUCGGGCCCAUUUCAUGCUGGACAAGCAUCCGGCGCAGCUGGGCGUCGAUCGCAUCAGAGAGGAGGACGCCGGUAUCUACAGGUGCCGCGUCGAUUUCCAGAUCGGCCAGACAAGAAACUCCAAAGUCAAUUUAACAGUGAUCGUGCCGCCGCACAAGAUUGCGAUCGUCGACGAGAACGGAAACACGCGGGGUACGACGGUCGGGCCAUACGUGGAAGGCGACAAUCUGCGGCUCUUCUGUGACGUCCACGGAGGUAAGCCGGCGCCGACGGUGACUUGGUAUCUCAACGACAAAUUCGUCACCAACCGGACCAUGAUGCUGCGUAACGCCGUGGCACGCAGCGAGAUCGCUGUUCAGAAUUUGGGUCGGGACGACGUCCACUCGGUGCUGACCUGCAAUGCCACGAAUAACAAUAGGUCGAAGCCGCUGUCGUCGUCGGUCGGCGUGGACAUGCAUUUCAGCCCGUUGGAAGUGAAGAUAAUUGGCGCGAACCAGCCACUGUCGGCGGGCAAGAAGUACGACUUGGUCUGCACAACUUCCGGUUCCAGGCCAUCGGCCACUGUCACCUGGUGGAGGAACGGUCAACGUUUAGUGGAUUCCAAGGAGACCAUCUCCGCCGAUGGGAACACGACCACCAGCGUUUUAUCUUUCAUGGCGACGAAAGCAGACGCCGACAGACACUUGUCGUGUCAAGCUGAAAAUCGAAUCAUGGGAACCGCGCCAAUAGAGGACGGCUGGGUACUCCAGAUACAAUACACGCCGGAGACGCAGAUCCGACUCGGCACCUCGCUGAAUCCGAACGCGAUACGCGAGGGCACGGACGUCUACUUCGACUGUCUCAUACAGGCGGAGCCGUCGGUUUACAAGGUGGAAUGGCGGCAUCAGGGUAAGGCACUCCAUCACAACACCACGCAAGGCAUCAUAAUCAGCAACCAGAGCCUGGUGCUGCAGAAGGUCGAUCGCAGGAGCGCCGGCAAUUACACGUGCGUGGGGUACAACACCGAGGGCGACGGCGGGAGCUCGCCCUUUUAUCUGAAUGUGAUGUUCGCCCCCACGUGCAAACCGAACCAGACGAAGGUCCACGGCGUGGCGAAACAGGAGAAGGCGAAUAUAUCUUGCCAAGUGGAUGCAAAUCCGCCGGAAGUGCAAUUUCGAUGGACCUUCAAUAACUCCGCCGAGAGUAUCGACGUUCCGCCCGGUCACAUCGCGCAAGCUGGCACAUCCUCCAUCGUCUCAUACACACCGCUGACGGAAUUGGAUUACGGGACGUUACUCUGCUGGGCCAACAAUCGGAUCGGGGCUCAACAAGUACCCUGCGUCUACCACAUUAUACCGGCAGGUCGGCCGGAUAUGGUUCACAACUGCACGACCUCGAACACGUCGACCAAUUCGUUCUCCGUGCGAUGUGCGGAGGGUUUCAACGGAGGUCUCCCGCAGUCCUUCCUGCUGGAAGUACGCGAGAGCAACAGCCAGGAGUUGCGUGCCAAUCUGACGUCGCCGGUGCCACGCUUCAGUGUCACUCACCUGGAGUCCGGCGCCCUUUAUCAGGCCUGCAUUUACGCCUACAACGACAAGGGUCGCAGCGAGGCGAUGGUGGUGCAAGCCGGCACCCUUAGGCUGCCGGAGAAACAAUUGACGUCCGAUUCGGAACGUCCGAGACAGCAUGUCAGACUGACACCAAUGCUGAGUGUAAUGAUCGGGGUGGUAACGGCGCUCAUCAUCGUCGCGGUCAUCGUGAUGGUCGUUUUGCGGAUUCAGCACACGCAUGUGGAAGAACAGAACAAAUCGCAAAUGGAGAAUCACGCGAAGCAGACGAAGGCCGUCCCCAUACAGAGAGAGUUACGAUUCCGGGAGGGGUGCAGCUUGCUCGCGGACGAGAAGCACCCCAGCAGCCCGUUCAGGAAGCUGGAGACCAGCGGUGACCUCAGCGAGAGCGACGAGAAGAAUCCGGACAUCAUUCCGCAGCAGAUCGCUGGCGACGAGCCGUCGGAAUAUCUAAGAAAGAGGCGUUUGGUGUCAACGAUCGAGACGUCACCCUCGAGGAGCCUUCUGGAACACUCGGUGACUUCCAUCAGCGGACACAGUAGUUAUGUUGGUUACUGCACGAUCCGCAACGGUAUGCCGCUGCACGAGUUCUCGAACCUGUCAACGAAGCACAAAAGCUUUCAACCGAUGGUCGACGUGUACGAGAGCGGCAUGUGCACGUUGCCGAGGCAACAUUGGCCCAGCCAGAGCGUCCAGUCGAUGUCGAUGACGAUGAGUCCCCCGAUGCUGUACGGCGGUCUGGGCGUCGUUAGCAGGGCCUGCCCGAGUGGCAGCACUCUUCUGACGAAGGAUUGCGACACGCGAGUGCCCGGCCAAUGCUGUCCAGCGAUCCAGUCGCAGAAGGAGGCGACGAUAGGCACGCCGGUGGUGGUGGCGGCCAAGAGGGAGAGCUCCGUGUGACCCUACACCCGCCACGGGGCCUGCACCUGCAGCGUGAGCGACCUGCUGUGAAUCGAAACGCCGUUGUCGAUCGCGAGAUAGCCGCGCGAGUCCCGAACGACACGUGAAAAGGAAGUUUAAAGGACGUUUUUCGGGAUGUCUCGGAGGAAGACAUGCUGGAUUGGAACGUCUUCUGCACGAUCAAGGAAAAUUUUCCUGGGAUCUUCAAAGGACGCGCACGCGUUUCUUAAAAAUUAUGUCUUUUGAACUUUCGACCCCCUGUCAGUUUGGGACACGUUUCGAGUGUGCGGGUCGGUUCGAGUUCGAUGGAUUUACGUUUGCAUUUCGGCGAAAAAGCAUCACGGUUUGCGUCUCUCUGUUGAAUCAAGUGCCCUUUUUUUACACCGAAGAAGGACGGACACCUCGAACGGCUGCUUAGCGGCAGCAUCUCUCGCUUCCCGUGCGUUAGCUUCGUGACCGUGCCCCGGGUGGAACCCUCGACGAGCGAGUUCACCGCACGCACAUAGGCACUCCUGUACAUACCUCGAAAGAUAUUUUGUACGAGUCGCGUAUGCAUUGACGGUUCAUUCCCACCUUUUACUAUGAAACAACACUGUACAAUUUGUCUAGUCGUUGUAAGUAUAAAUAUGUAUAUGCGUUAAGUCGACGGGAAGAGGCGCUAGACCAGAAUAACGUACACUGAGGGGGAUGAUCAUCGCCGGCGCGGUGUAAUUAUUUACAACGCGCAACGGCGGAUGAAACUCUCUGCGGGGACGGGAGAGGAAAAUCGGGAGAGGAGUUGUCAGAGACAUAUCGUUUGUAUCUACAUCCGUGGGAAUCGAGUCGGGCGAGACGGGCGUACGAAGAUCAUGAGAGCAACGGUGGAGUAAUGAGACAAAGAGAGAGAGAGAGAGACAGAGGGAAGGAGAGGAAGAGAGAAAGGAAAGGAAGAAAAAGAGAGAGAGAGAGAGAAGAGGAAGAUACAGAUAAAAAUCCCCAUCGCGCUUUCGUCAGUCUGCAGUAUUCUGGAUUUCAUAGUAAGAUUAAGUAUCUCUUGUACAAUGUAUAAAGUAACGACUUCCUUCGAAGUAAAUGUACCGAGUAUGAUGAACGUUGUUUCUCGAAGUCUUGAAUCUUACUCUAUAGGGCGACCGGGCGCCGAUUACCGCCCGCGUUCGUAAAGAAAAAGAAAAGACAAAAAAAAAGAACCGUGUGGUAACGUAAUCGCGAUAGCACUUCUAACUUACUGCCUGUUUCGAUGCUUGCGAAUCUCGUUGGUUACUUCGUUCGGCCGAGGCUGCCGCUUUAGCCUCCUCCUUGUAUCAUAUAGCUGUAAAGGAUAAAAGAAGAAAGAGUCGCCGAAGGGCGCCUCGUCAUAUCCUCCGUACGUGAAUAAUUAUCGUCGUCGAUCCGGAGCGGCUCAUCGCGCCGCCAAGUCGCCAAUCCAAGUCGAAAGGCGAGCUCGGUAGCUCCUCCUGACAUUGAGCAGUCAGUUCUGCACUCUGAGGGAUGAAUUUUGGAGACGUAUCACGCGAGACGCGCGUCUCUUCUUUUCCCGAGGAAGUGGUCGCCCGAUUCGUAGCACUCCGUCUCGAUCUGUACAGAUACUGAUUUCCGUGUGCGGGACUACGUUCUGAGUGUGCGACAAUCCCGACUGCAAGGAUUCACGUGAGAAACCGAGCGUGUUUCAUCUGAUGUGGCUGUGCAUGCGAGAAAAAAGCAAGAGAAAGCGAGAUACGCCUCUCCUUGCGUAUCUACAUAUGUAUUUAUUAUGUCUAGAUAAUUCUAUUGUUUUACCGUUCAAUGUGAAUUCGAUACGAGUAGUCGCAAUUGAACUACGAUUGUUGCGCAUCUUCUCGGGCGCGCCGCUUGCCGCGAAGCAAGGCAACAUUUUACGUACAGGUUCUGGAAAGCUGAAAAAUUUGUUUUCGCGCUGCUUGCGUACAUAUAUCACGUUUCGCGGUAAUUAAACGCUAAACGGUCGUGCCAGCGAAUUUAAUCUUUAAAUGGAUUCGCAAUUUCAUUCCCGGGUCUUCGGUUCCUCGACGCGGCUCCGACGCGUCGCUCCGCUGAAGUCAAAGUUUCGCUGUGGCCGUGUUUGUCUAUCAGAUCGGAACUUCGCGCUAAAUUCACCAUGGACGGAAUGUAGGUCUGUGACUGUUUGCAGUCGUCUUCAUCGUCAUUGUCGUUGUCGCGCAUUUCGUUAAUACGCGCAUACAGAUGAACACAUUCGGCAGGGACGACCGAAGCUACUGCAUACCCGAAACGAAGCACACGCUUCCGAAGGAAACUGCGAACGAUCGACGAGAGACUCGAAAAUGGAACGCGGAACACGACGGAGAAUCGCGUUCUCGCGUGCCGUAACGUCUCGAGGAUCUCCAGACGAAGAUGUUGUUUCCCUUAGUCGCUUAGGCACCGCUCCCGAGAGAUCGGACUAUUGACGAGAUAAAAAGUGAGAUAAAUCGUUGAUGAUGAAGAGGAUUAUUAUGAUGAUGAUGAUGAUGAUUAUUAUUAUUAUUGCCAUUAAUGGAAUUGAUGUCGGAACAUUGUGAGUGUACGUUGUCGAGAAGAAUUUUAGUGAUCGUUGAAACGCAGCCGAAAUUACGCGUACCUUCUUCCCCUACCCCCGCCCUUGUUAUAACUUUUGCACGCAUAGAGAUUGUGUAAUUGUGUAUGCGGUAACGGGCCGCUGUGCAGCAACACACAAAGAAAUUCCGCAAUGAGAGAGAAACGUCACGAGAACGAAGCGUACAAUAAAACCUGGAUUUAAACUGCCAAAGUUUCUACUCUUUAUUCGUGUGUGGAUCGUGUGCGUGUGCGUGUGUGUUUGUGUCUGUGGACGACGGGUGGAUGUGUGGGUGUGGAUCACUAUACGCGCACUAUACUAUAAAACAAAAGUCGUGGUGUCAACUUUUUAAUAAACGGAAAUGGAUUCUUUUCUAACGGAGAAUACAGCUGCGUUCUUGAGACACGUUCAUUAUAUCCCGCUUGAUUAAUUCGCAUCCGACGAAUUUCCAGAAGGAUGUUGUUCUCUCACCGUUUUCCACCGUUUUUACUGGUGGAGACUGUCGGUCUCCUCCUUCUUCUUCUUCGAGUUUUCGUUGUGCGGAACCUUCCGGUGGCCGUGCUCGUCGAAGACAUCGUGAGGCAUGAUAUCGCACGGCGGUGGCCACACAUUAUUAUCUGAAAAAUGACCAAACAGUGUUUGUCAGCUGGCCGUUAAACGAUCAAAAUGACAAAUCGAGAUUUCCUUCAAUCGCGCGAGUGAUACGCGCGCAAAGUCGAUUCAGCGAAGCCGCAAUGCUUCGAUUGACGCGUGUCGCAUGCCGAUCCGGGUAUAUGAAAUUGAAACUCAGACGGACCGCUGAAAAAUAUCGCAUCUUUCAGGAUAAAAGUACAUCACAGCACUCUGUCCCAUGAUUGCCUGUGUAUCGUAAGUAAACGUGACCGGAUCUGACCAGCCGCCGCUUGCGCGAGAUACUGCAUUGAAGUUUGUACAUGUACUUAGUUCAUAGGACUGUCUCCGACAUACACACACACGAGUCUCAUGUACCCUCAGAACGUUUUUUUGAUAUUGUAAAUAUUCUGAAAUAAAUAAUCAUUUUUAU